Molecule: messenger RNA, 567 nt
Organism: Colletotrichum acutatum
Lineage: Eukaryota; Fungi; Ascomycota; Sordariomycetes; Glomerellales; Glomerellaceae
Exons: 3
Coding region: 1-567 (188 amino acids)
Source: RefSeq, a predicted model, not a curated record
AUGACCAUCAUCACCAACCUCACCCAAUCCCCAACCCAACUCAGGGCCAACCUCGUCACCGCCGUUUCAGAAGUCUACUGCAUCUGGUCCUCGCGCAUCGUCCUACUCGUCUGUCUCUACACGAUUCUCGCAUCCCAGGUCAACGAAACCACCCUCUUGCGCAAGCCACACAGAUCCAAUGCCGAUGAUGAGACUACGGAGAAGGGUAUCAAGAAGAUUGAACAGAUGGGCACAAAACCACACUCACAACCCUCGACGACUCAGACACCCUCCUCCCAGCCUGGGAAACCACGCUCGCCCUCGCGCAAACAGGCCCCCACAACCACCCGCCACCUCUCCUCCUUCUCCCCUAUCUGCACCUCCUCCCCCUACACGCCCUCCCCAACCCCGAAUGCCCGCCACCCCCUCCACGCCUCCAACCUGACAACCUCCCUCGGCGACGAAGCCUGCAACUACCAGUGGGAUACCCCCUACCUCCUCAGCCAAAACAAGGUCGACGCCCGCGACGUCUGCAAGCGCAAACGACGAGCUGAGACGCGCCGUCGUGAGGCUAAAAGAGGCGAUUGA